Molecule: messenger RNA, 9611 nt
Organism: Spirodela intermedia
Lineage: Eukaryota; Viridiplantae; Streptophyta; Magnoliopsida; Alismatales; Araceae
Source: the annotation of a GenBank genome assembly
AUGACAAGAGAGUUCACAUCAUCCGACUGUGGCUUCAUGGAGCUUGCUUUAAAUCAGGUAAUUCUUUGUCAGUGUAACUUCAGUAUAUGUAACUGGGGUCUUUCUUAGAAGAUGAAAUUUCGCUCCUUUUUAGCGUGAUUAUUGUUGUUUUAAACAAGUAACUGUUUCGAUAAAUUCUUAUAUUCUUUGGUCCUGAUUUCUGUCUUUCAGUUCGUUAUUAAUGUGGCAAACAUGUCUGAAAUGACCUUGUAUCAUGCUCACUCUCGCACAUUUAAUCACAUACCAAUGCAAUAAGGGAGACCAAUUGGUUUGUAACUUGUUGAUAGCGAUUACAUCCUGGUUUUUUGAUGGAGGGAAUGCAUGUUGAGUGAUUCCUUUCUGGAAGCACGUGUGCAAGCAUCCUCUGAAUGGGAAUUGGCCGCAGAUAGAAGAUGCCCCGUUGUUGCCUUUCUGUUAACUGCCCCGUUGUUACCUUGCUCAACUGCCACUUUAGAAACUUCUUCUUCCUCCUCUGAAUGGUGCACCGCAACCUUGUGGUCGUCUCCUCCUGUAGCAGUCAUGAGCUUCAUGAUGAGCGUUUUACUGGGUUUCUCCAUGUUCAUGGGUGGGUUUACAGAGGUGCAUCUCGACACGGAAUUGGGGGGACUUUCAUCAAUUUUGUGACCCAUGUUGGUAGGCACAUGUGCCAAUUAUGCAAGUCUGAAAUUUGAACCAAACUUAUUGUUAAUCUUGUGGUUCAUCUCAGCCUCACUCUUGCUUUCCUGGAGAAGUUCGGAGCUUGGUUCGUCAACGUUUUUAUCUCUUUUAUCGCGCGUGAAAAGUGAAAAGCACCGCUGCUUCUGUGGCAUCUCCUGCCACAUUGCCCAUUGGAUCCUUACACUAAUAUGGUGCGAUGGGUUAAUGCUGGCAGAUUGUGGUGGCUAGGAAUAGAUAUGAAUGUUUCAUAGAAUUUAGAGCUAUUUAUUGUAAACUUAUUUCCUUUCUCGGUUACAUGGAGUUAGAAAAUUUUUCUCGGGAUUUAUGCAUGCCUGAAGUUGGAUUGAAUCGUGAGUCACACGAGCCAGAUAAAUGCCCUCCGAUCUGCCUCAAUUUUUGAGUUCGGUUAGUCUGAUUAAACCCAACUCAGUAAAGUUCUUGCAGACUAGGGGCAUAUUUUACAUGUAAUUCAAUGUUUAUGAAAUGUAUUGAUUCUCUUUCCUUAUGGGGCGUUAGAGAAAUGGAAAAUCUACGCCCUGUGCUUUCCUGAAUGCUUGUUGUCGCAUCAAAGUUACGUCUUGUGUGAAUGAAACAGUUUGAACGUCUUUAACAGUCAUUAUUGUUAGAGGUGAAUGUUUGUAUUCUUUAACCAUUUUGGUCUCUAAAAAUUGCAGGCGAAGUUAGCAAUGAGUAACUUGGAAGUCCCUGUGGGGUAAGCCUUUUUUUUUCCUAAAAAUGCUCUAUUUGGAAUAUAUAAAACUUGAUUUGCUUGGGGACUGCAUGUAUUUUUGAUUUGCUAUUCCUGUGUCUUUUAGCAUACUAUUUUUCACUUUAUUUGAUCUUCUAUGGAUAGUGAUUCAUAUUUUUGGGGUGAUUUGCCAAUUUUAUAUAAAACGUAUGAGUGUGUUGUUCAAAUGUGACAUGCUGUUGUUGACUCUUAUGACCAUCCGAAGUGGAAAUUAAAAAAAAAUGAGAUCUGAAUUGACUCGAGUACGGUCAGAGCCUUAUUCUCCCAUGGGUUUAAAGAAAAGAGGGCUCUUGUAGUAUAUGCGGAUUAGUCAAUUUGUGAACCUCAGCUUCCAGGUUGCUUGCAUUUCUGUAUUUAAGUCCACUGACUUUUUUUCUUCAUCUCUUCUGCAUUUAUUGGCCUAUCCUUUUAAUUGAAGAAAUCAACAAUAAUCUACAGCAUCCACUGAUGUGCAGUAGGAAGGAAUCAUACUAGCAAAAUGGGAGAAAAAUGUAACUUCCUGAAGUUUUAGUGUUGCUGGAAAUGAAAAUUUCACUUUUACAACAUAGAAAUGAAGGGGUGUUUAAAUGUUGAUUAUAAAUAAAGGUGAUGAUCAUUUCAUGCGAUUUUACUUUGAUUCUUAAUGUACUCAUUGGAUUUUAUGACUUUUACAAGAUAUUAUUAUUAAACCAUGCUUGAGGUGAUAUUCACAGUGAUAAGAUUUUUCAAUAAAGGAAUGUACUUUGGUUCUACGUAUGAAGGCAUGCUGGUUUACAGUUUACAAGAUGAGAAUAUUUUACUAGGAUGGAAGACUCUCUCUCACCCAUUUUCCUCUUCUUAGUGAAGAACAUCUUCAACAUGUAUGUGUAGGGGUGCUUUUAAGAUUUCGAAAUGUAAAAAACAUGUUGCCUUGUUUUGCUUACUGUUCAGUUUGGGCAAUUCAACCCUAUGUUGAUUUCGAUUAGAUGCUGCUCUUGGGCUCGUGACAUGCAUCCAUAAUAGGCUCUUUUAGUGGCAGUUGGAGAGUGUAAUUUGCUGCUAUUGAGGUUGUGAUUUUAUUCUUGUAAUGUAGCAGCAAUGUUGUUGGUUUCUCAAAUGUAGCAUCUUGCUAAGCAACUACCAUCCUGUCCUAAUGCAAGUCUAGGAACUGGGCAGAUAUCCACAGAGCCCUAAUAGAACAUGGGAAGUAGUUCAAGAGGCUUCCCUUCCCCUCCUUAGCUCGACUGAGCCCGUAGAGUCUUUUUCUCCAAAAGAUGUCCCUCUCGUUUGUUUGUGGGGUCUUAAUACCCUAACCUUACAAUGAACUAUUUGCCCUUCUCGCCCCCUUACUUCCCUGCCCCUCUGUCAUCUGUUUCUGUCUUCGACUGUAGGUUUUCAUCAGAGCAUUAUCAAUACUUCCCCCCGGCAGCAAGCACCUUGUCCUCAAGGUUGAAAUCUGGGAACUGUUGGUGUAUGACAGCGGUUGGCUCUCAUGAUGCUUCAAAAACGGGCAGAUCUGUCCACUGAACAAGGACCUCGAAACCUGUUGGGGUGUACCUUGUCCCAAGUACUGCUUGGGGCAGACUCGUGUUUACGUAGCACCCGAUGAAAAUGAGGCCAAUACUUGGGGGCAGCAGACAUGACAUCCUCUUAAGGCCAGUGGGGGGGGGAAACGAGAGGUGUGAGUACCCUCUCCAAUUUCUAUACAAAAACAAGGCUUUCAUGUGGAUGAUGCUUAAAUAUGGGCAAAAUGUCAUAGUCUUCCUUGAUUUCGUGUUGAAUAUAUAUCAUUCAAGUUCAUUUUUGCCACAACAUUUGGAAGAUCAUUACAUCUUGGUCAGACCAAGGCAUGGUCAAUGAAAUAUACUAGUUUUUGCAUAAAAAUUGGUGAGACUCUCCCACACCACCCAUUCUACCACAUUGGUCUUGGAAGAUUUCAUGGCAGGUGUCUUUAGGUCUUACUUCCAUUCUUAUGGGAUCCUAUACAAAUGGGGUUCGAUGUCCUUCCUUUUGGCAGUUCUAUCACAUCAUCGACAUCUUUGGGUGUACUUAUUAUUUAUAAUUCUCCUACAUCGUUUGGCCCAUUAUCUCAUGAACAUAAAUGUACUGAGCAGGGCAUCAUUUUAAUUGUACUUACUAACACAAUAAUAAGGCAGGAGAUAUCUACUGGCAAGUUAAUUUUAUUAUAAAAUGGACUUUAACCGAUCUUCAAUCAAUUAAAAAUAUCAUUAACUUGUUUUCCUUAAAUCUUCCUUGUUUUUCAUAUGUAUAGGUUAAGUUUUUAUUUUUUCUACUUUUGUGGAUAAGAAAUAACUACCAAAUAUUUUCAUUUCCGCCUUCUAAAGAACCUUGUGAGUGAUCACAGUUUUAACACUGAAAGCUGAAAUAUAAUACAUGAAAAAGGAUUGUGAAUAGACUGAAAAGGUAUGCUCUGUUUUUGUUGGGGAAGGAGAUACAUAUUGAUUUGGGCCGACCCAUGUAAAUGCCUUUCUUUUCUGUUUUGAAUUGUGAUUGGGAAUAGGAUACAAGCUGACACUUCUCAUAUAGCGUUUUUUAACAGCUCUCAUACGAAUGUUGGGAAAUCCCCAAAAGAUUGAUAUAAGGUUUGGCAUCAGGAUAAAGAAAAUGAGAAUGGGUAAUCCGACAGAGAACCAGUCCACAGGAAUAGAGAUUCACAAACGAGGGAGGAAUGGGAGAAAAAAAGAUAGAAAAAUAUCCAACAGGAAGAGAAAAUAAUGUCACAUUCAUCGUGAUCCUUUUCUCCCUUCCUAUGACCAGUUAAAAGAAAUGUUUGAGGGAAACUUAAACUCAUCCUCUAACUCUUCAGUUGAUUAAUCUGAAUGCAAAUUACUGAAUUCAGUGCCAAAAGGGAAAUAACCUUUGAGAUUUUUAAUCUGGAUGGAGGAUAAAAUGGGGUCGAGCCCAAGCAUGAGGAAACUUUUCCUCUAAAGCUGACCUUUUCCUAAGUUAAAAAGUUAGGAACUCUUCUUCAUUGUUUUUUAAUUUCAAGAAAAGGCAAUUUAUAAUGAGCUAAGAUCUGUCUGAACAAAGACUUGGUCCAUGAUUUAUGGCCUGUUUAGAAACAUUUCGUGAGGUCCAUCACAAGCAUCAUUUAGCUUCAAGAACCAUCAUCAUUACCAAAUUCCUCUGAGAUUCCAUGACAGUCUCAUUUAUUUUCUUUAAAAACUACCAGGAAGUUUCACCCCGCUUUGCCCCUUGAUCAAAGCCUUUAGUGGUAGGUAAAAAUAUUUAAUGAUGUUUGACGAUCUGAUGUAACUUAUAUCAGUGAAGUUCUUCAACUGGUUUUCUUUGGGGCCGGUGACAAUGGUUCUCCCAUCAUAGCCUCAUGUCCCGGAGGGCAAACAUGUCUUUUUUGCUCGAAGCGUUCUCAUAUGCAAGGUUUUUGGCAAGACUUUAUGCUUCCAUGACCUUAUUAAGGCACUGUCCAGAAGUUUUGUUAACCUUCUACCUGUACUCAGCCUUUAUAGUUGAGUUUAUUUUAUCGUCGGCAUGUCUUUAAGUCAGUCGAAUGAAUGUGUAGUAAAGCUUUCUCAAAAUGAGAUUGUAAGAGUACAAAUUGGCGCUUUUAUGUGUCAUCAUGAGUUUAUUUUUGAUUUUUGAUGUGGGCAGUUUUUCAUGUAGUUUGAAUUCAUUUCUUGGGACCCCGUGACUGAAUAGUUAUUUUUUCUGUGUCUUCAAUUUUGUUUGUAUUUCUAGUUGUGUUAUUGUUGAAGAUGGGAAGAUCAUUGCCUCUGGGAGCAACCGGACAAAUGAAACACGAAAUGUAUGGAUUGUGUUUCUUUUUAAUUAAAAAUAAAUUAGUUAAAAAUUGAUACAGUUACCUUCUUUAGGUUUUAUUUGGUUUGCCCUCUAUUAGUUGCUAUCUUUGCAUAAAAUCUUACUUUUUGUGCACUGUGCCCGUUGGUUUUGCCAGUUAGGAAUUCUAUCUGAAUACUCCAACUUGGCAAGUAAUAUGAAGUAAUAAAAUCAAGAGAACAUCCCAUGCUUGAGUGUUUGACCUACUCAAGUUUGGACAAUUCUGUUAAAAAUAAAAAGAAAACGUUGAUCCCAGUAACUUAAACGUGAGAUGAAUAAAUAACUAAUCAUGGAUGUCCUAAUGGCAUGCAUAGCUGAACGAGGUGUGGUUAACAAAGUGGAAGUAUAUAUGUCGAGUUUGAUGAUUGAUAAUUGACUAUAGGAAAACAAAAAUUAUAUUCACAUGGAAGAGUUUUUUUGGGCUAGGAUGUCUUCUUUUUGAUUUCAUUCCAUUAUGUAGUUUGUAUCAUGAAAACUGCAAGUCAGUCAUUGUUAUUAUAACGUCACAUCAUACAGAAGAUUAUCAUGUGGUCCGAGAAGAUGUUUCUACACCCAUCAUAGAUUUGUUUUAUUUCAUACAACUUAAUUCUUUUGCAUCGUAUCCGGGUUGAAGGUUCUGUCUUAUGUUGUCUUUUUAAUGUUGUGUAUUUAGAGAUAUCAAAUAAAGCGAACUGCACGUGAGAAGAAAGAUAUCAAUUUUCCUGCGUUGAAUGAGAGAUGUGAAGCCAGUGAACGAUUAAUAAUAAUUCAUACCCAAAACAUGGAGAGACAUGUUUUGGAUGGCUCGAUUAUUUUAUAAUUAGAUGGUAAAUCAUGAUACAUGGUCAGAAUAUGCAGAGAAAAGUUUGAAUUUAUAUGCUAGGGACAUAGUUGAAAUUUGUUUUUGAAAAAUGGUUUAUACUGACUUCUAAGAGAAUCUACAUAAAUGUGAUACACGGUUUUAGAAUAUAUGAGAUGAAAUGUUGAGAGAGAGUCGUUCUUACAGUUCAACAAUUUCAGAUGUUAGCAUACGUCUGUUUCGGAUAUGUUACCACUGUCACCAUGAUAGCAUCCCUAAACGCAGUAGGCUACAACAGUAAGCUUUGAUAUUUUGUGUUCAUUCAUUUUGUGUUCCUCCAGGUGAUCAUUCAUCUAGAAAUUCUGCGUCAGCAGUUUUAUUCGGAGAGAACAGUUGACAGUUAGGCUGGUUUAAUAUUUUUCUAGAACGUCAGUAGUGAAUGAUGAUUUUAUAAUACUUUUAGGGACAGAGUGGAUUUCAUGGGGUUAUUUUCUGCAUGGGUUUCUGUUACCACUUUGAGAAGACAACACGAAGACUAUUUUUCAGCUUAACUAUAUAAAGAGUAGUACAUGGGAUAAAUCAAUGUACUGUCAGUACAACAUAAAGCUGCACAACCUGAGGGAGACAACCUGCUACAGUGAUGAGAAUACUGGACGGUGUUGCUUAAGUGUCCAGUGUUCUCCAGAUUUAGACUUGAAAAAAUCAGAUUAUUCUCUAUCCAAAACUCUAAAGAAUUUUACUUUUAAAUGCUUAUUCAGAAACUCAAUGUUUCUCUUUGAACUUCGAAUUAAUCCUAAACAUGAAAGGUGGGCACAUAUUUCUCUUUGAACUUCGAAUUAGUCCUCAACAUGAAAGGUGGGCACAUAUCUGUACCAGUAAGUACGAGGACAAAAGUAAGUAGGAAGACAAAAAACGUGAAUAGCCUGACAAUGAUGAUGUUAGAAAAAAUGUCAAAUUUACAUUAUUUUCAUUUGCUAGUAUAGCUCUCUAUUGUGCUUUGUUGGAUAAUGGAAAUGGUGUUAACUUCAGCGUUCAUGAUUCUUAUCUUCGAAUACAUUUUACUGCUUGCUUAUUUCUAUGAUUUUAAUUUUUAUCUCUUUUUUAAAAUUUGAAAGAUCCUCUGGUAUCAGUUUUGAUACACGGCCCAAAUCAAUCUUAAAUAGCCAUUAAAUUAACUGGUUGAUUUUGGAUUCCAUUUGAGGGAAAGAGAGGCAUACGAAGAGAGUAUGGGCGAUGAGACUGAGAGAAAGAGAAGAUGGGGCUUAGAGGUGGUAGCUACAGUUGAUGUCUAACUCAAUGGCCUAUUUCUAUUUAUUACCGUUAUAUGUAAAAUAUUUGGGUAUUCUUUCAUUGAAUAAUUGUAUUCCGUAGUCAUGGUCCUUCAGUUCAAAUCAUGGAAUUUGAUUUUACAUUUUAUGUGGUGUUCUUGCUAGUCAUAUCUAUCAUAACUCUCCCAGAACCUGCUUUUUGGGUCUCUUUGUAGGCAACUAGACAUGCAGAAAUGGAGGCAAUAGAUUUUCUGCUAGAACAGUGGCAGAAGAAUGAACUUUCCCACCUUGACAUUGCAGAAAGAUUUUCAAGAUGUGUUCUUUAUGUCACAUGCGAACCAUGUAUAAUGUGUGCAGCUGCUUUGUCCAGUCUCGGUGAGCUAGUCCGUCUCCUAUGGCAUUAAGACAAACAUACAAGUGAUGUUUGUGAUUAAUAUGUGGGUCCUUUUUAGGGAUAAGAGAGGUUGUUUAUGGCUGCGCGAAUGAUAAGUUUGGAGGAUGUGGAUCCAUCUUGUCAAUGCAUGAAAGUACUGAACACCUUACCAGGUUUGCUUCUGCUUCCGAAUCUUUAUAAUACCAGCUAAUAAUCUCAUUCAGCUUCUCCUUUCCUUUUGGACAUUGAUUACUCCUCUCUCAAUCUGUGAUAUAUUCUGUUACAGGACAGUUCUUUGAAACGAUGGAAAACCUCUAGUGUGGUAAGGACGCGUAAUAAUAGGCUGAAAUAAGCAUAAAACCCCAUCAACUUUACGAUUUUAAGAGCUUCGUCAAAUUAAAAUGAGGGAAAAGUUGCCAUUUAUGAGCAGAACUCUGCAAUUGCAAAACGCUGCCACCUUAGUGGGGGAGGAAGCAGAGCUAUGAUCCUCAUUCUUUUUUUAUAAAAUUUAAUGUAUAUGGCCUUUAACAUAUCAAAGAAAAAUAUCUAUUGCUCAAACACAUCAGCCACGUCAUCAAAGAGUCACAUAUAUUUCCCACCAGCAGUACUUUAUCAUUAAGAGGAUAUGCCCUCAGGGAUUUCUGGGCUUGCAGCUCUUACCGAACUUCAAAGCAUAGAAACUAUUUCGGCGUUUCUUCUUCUUGACUUUGUUCUUUUGUCUGCUCAGAUCUCGCCAAGGAAAGGGCUUUGUGAGCCAUGGAGGAUUAAUGGCAUUGGAAGCAGUAGAUCUGUUCCGAGGUUUCUAUGAGCAAGGAAAUCCAAAUGGUAUGUUUUUGACAUGUCUUUGUCCAUAGAUUUUUUGAAACUUUAUUUUUCUUGUUCAAAGUGGUCAAUGCUCAGAUACUAAAAUAUGAUCUGAUGAAAUUUGGGCUUUUCUGAAAAAAAAAACAAGGAUCUAAUAUGAAAUCUGCUGAAGCCAGCAGAAGAGGGAGAAGUGGGGGCACUAAGCUAACAAUUAAGAGUGUUUGUCAGAUCAACUGCGGAUGAAGGAUGACAAAAGAGAAUUGUAGGCGAUCUAUUCGCAAGUAACCUUCCACUGUCAUUCCACUAUAUUCACUCGCCUAAUAAAGGUGUAAAGGUUUAGCACCCGAGCAACAUUUAGUCAAGUGAUUAAAACGUCAAGCGUUGCUCUUGAAUUUAUCUAAACAAAAAAAGUAAAAAAUAAAGUAGACACUGGUUACACAGGAUCUUGUAGUGCCGGAGUCCAAAGCUCACUGCACUUGAGCAGCUCACGGAUGUUUAAAUCGAGAAUUUUUAUAACCCGCGCAGAAGAUCUUUCCAUUGCAAAAGCAUGCCACCAACUGGCUAGUUUUCCUGUUUAUUCGGUUUUUCUGGGUGCUUUAGUGCCGCCAAGGUGUUAUUCAUAGCUGCUGACUCUUCUCGACGAUUUACCUUCUAAACUUGGCUAAAUUUUCAGGCGUCACCCUUCACAUUGGUAGGAUCGAGACAUCUAGUUCGGUACACAUGUGUAAACGCCUCGGUGUUUACAGCUUUUCAUAGGUAUUGAUCCACCAAAGCUAGGCAGUUUGUAAUAUUGUGCCCAACCCAAAUUCGAAAGUGUUUACCCAAUUACUGCCUGCCGUACACAGAAAAGCUUUGCCGGCAGAGAUGUUUGGUCGGAGGAUGAGAAGAAAUCCACUGUUUGGGCUGUAGACUAGUCUCUGGUAAUUUAUCAUGGCGCCCGUAAUAAAGCUGUUUCUUUUCUUCAGCAAGUGUAUGCAUCAUCAUCAUCGUCAUCUUAAGGCCGGCUACCGUUCAGGUCCGACCCGCAUCGGGUCUGUGGUGGCCCCAGCUUUUGCGGUUAUUAUUGAUGAAAGUUUUUGGUCUUGAUAUCCAGCUCACCCGCGUUUCUCCGCGUUUUAUGCAGCCCCCAAGCCCCACAGACCUUGCCGAAUCUCCCAAGAAACAGUCUGA